UGUGCGCUUGCGCUGGGAUCCUGGGGCAGGGUUCGCGGGCUCCUGGCGGCGGCGGCGGUCGGCGGCUCAGGCGGUCGUGGAGGGCAGAAAGGAGCGGUCCGGCGGCGCGGGACGCGGCGGUGUCUCUGAUACAGAUUUAAAGGUGCAGUAUCAUGGUUAUGAAAGCUUCGGUAGAAGAUGAUGAUUCAGGAUGGGAACUCAGUGUGCCUGACAAGAUGGAAAAGAGUAAUACAAGCUGGAUAGAUAUAACCGAGGAUUUUGAAGAAGCUUGUAGAGAACUGAAGUUAGGAGAACUGCUUCAUGACAAGCUUUUUGGUCUUUUUGAAGCCAUGUCUGCCAUUGAAAUGAUGGAUCCCAAGAUGGAUGCUGGUAUGAUUGGAAACCAAGUUAAUAGAAAGGUUCUUAACUUUGAGCAAGCUAUUAAGGACGGCACCAUUAAAAUAAAGGAUCUCACUUCACCUGAGCUGGUAGGAAUAAUGGACACAUGUUUUUGUUGUUUGAUAACAUGGUUAGAGGGACAUUCCUUGGCACAGACCGUAUUCACGUGCCUUUAUAUUCAUAAUCCAGACUUUAUAGAAGAUCCUGCUAUGAAGGCUUUUGCUCUAGGGAUCCUAAAAAUCUGUGAUAUUGCCAGAGAAAAGGUUAACAAAGCAGCUGUUUUUGAGGAGGAAGAUUUUCAGUCAAUGACUUAUGGAUUUAAGAUGGCCAACAGUGUGACAGAUCUUAGAGUUACAGGUAUGCUAAAAGAUGUAGAAGAUGACAUGCAAAGACGAGUGAAGAGUACUCGAAGUCGACAAGGAGAAGAGAGAGAUCCAGAAGUUGAACUUGAACAUCAACAGUGUUUAGCUGUGUUCAGCAGAGUCAAGUUUACCCGGGUACUACUGACUGUUCUAAUAGCAUUUACCAAAAAAGAGACGAGUGCUGUUGCAGAAGCUCAGAAACUAAUGACUCAGGCAGCUGACUUGCUUUCUGCCAUACACAAUUCAUUGCAUCAUGGUAUCCAGGCACAGAAUGAUACCACUAAAGGAGAUCAUCCUAUUAUGAUGGGCUUUGAGCCCCUUGUUAAUCAGAGAUUGCUGCCACCAACUUUCCCUCGAUAUGCAAAAAUAAUUAAAAGGGAAGAAAUGGUCAAUUAUUUUUCCAAACUAAUAGACCGAAUAAAAACUGUAUGUGAAGUAGUCAACUUAACUAAUUUGCACUGUAUACUGGAUUUUUUCUGUGAGUUUAGUGAGCAAUCACCGUGUGUUCUUUCAAGAUCCCUGUUACAGACAACUUUUCUGGUAGAUAACAAGAAGGUGUUUGGCACUCACCUCAUGCAAGACAUGGUAAAAGAUGCUUUAAGGUCUUUUGUCAGUCCUCCCGUACUUUCUCCAAAGUGUUGUCUUUAUAAUAAUCACCAGGCGAAGGACUACAUUGAUUCCUUUGUGACACAUUGUGUUCGGCCAUUCUGUAGUCUGAUUCAAAUCCAUGGACACAAUAGAGCUCGUCAGAGAGAUAAACUAGGUCACAUUCUUGAGGAAUUUGCCACCCUCCAGGAUGAGGCGGAGAAAGUAGAUGCAGCACUUCAUAGUAUGCUGCUGAAGCAGGAACCACAAAGGCAACAUCUGGCUUGCUUGGGCACCUGGGUCCUAUAUCAUAACCUUCGUAUUAUGAUACAGUAUCUUCUGAGUGGCUUUGAAUUGGAACUUUACAGUAUGCAUGAAUAUUACUACAUAUAUUGGUACCUAUCAGAGUUCCUCUAUGCCUGGUUGAUGUCAACACUGAGCCGCGCUGACAGCUCUCAAAUGGCGGAGGAAAGAAUAAUGGAGGAACAACAGAAAGGCCGUAGUAGUAAGAAGACAAAGAAAAAGAAAAAAGUUCGCCCUCUCAGCAGAGAGAUCACCAUGAGUCAAGCAUACCAAAACAUGUGUGCUGGGAUGUACAAGACAAUGAUCGCAUUUGACAUGGAUGGCAAAGUAAGAAAACCUAAGUUUGAACUGGAUAGUGAACAAGUUCGAUAUGAGCACAGGUUUGCUCCGUUCAACAGCGUUAUCACACCACCCCCAGUGCACUACUUGCAGUUUAAAGAAAUGUCUGAUUUAAAUAAGUACAGCCCACCUCCUCAGUCGUCAGAUCUGUACAUGGCAGCUAGCAAACACUUCCAGCAAGCUAAAAUGAUUCUUGAGAAUAUUCCUAAUCCAGACUAUGAGGUCAAUCGAAUUCUAAAAGUUGCUAAACCCAAUAUUGUGGUCAUGAAGCUGCUGGCAGGAGGCCACAAAAAGGACUCUAAGGUCCCUCCAGAAUUCGACUUCUCCCCUCAUAAAUAUUUUCCAGUUGUGAAGCUUGUUUGAAAGACAGAUUAUUGUUAGGAUACCUGAAGCAUAAUCUGUGUAUCAGAUACCAGUUGUAGGAUGGAUUAUCUAGUGCUGUACCCAGACUGAGAGGGAUCUCUAGGAUAAAAGUACUGUUACAUGGAAUAUAUAGUCUGCCUUCAUUACGUAAUCUGAAUGACAACUGCUGUUUUAAAGUGGUUUGUAUAAAGCUUUAUGGGUGAAGCUGAUUUUAAUCAACUGUAUUGGUGAAGAAUGUUGUACCUUAGUUGAUUUUAUUAAAGAUUUAAUCAUAAAUCAUUUUUAUAAAUGAGCUCUGACAGAAAAUGGUGGUUUAGGGAUUUAGUAACAUUUGGGACUGAACAAUGCAGUAGAGCCUCAUGUCUGAUAGGCACAGCUGAGCUACUGAAAUUCUGCUUUGGACAAAGCCACUUGGAAAGACUCUGAGUUUCCAUAUUUUUACCUAAAUUACAUCAAAUUUGCUCACUUUGCAAGUAGAAAGACUGGGUUCUUUUAUUCCCCAGUCCUGCAAGCUAAAACAAUCUUUAUAGAAAUUAAGAACAGAUGAAAACUAGUCAUUUAGCUCCUACUGCACUGCAUUCAGCAAUAUUUGUUUUACUGAAGUCAAUUCUCUAGGAGGUAUUUUGUCUUAAAUGUAGAAGUCCUUGAAGACAGUGAGAAAUGAAAUUAUUUCUAGUUGCAGUUUCUUUUUUUGUCUUUAUUCUUCAUGGUACUGGAGAAUCUGCAUAGCUAAUGCUGUAAUAGGCACUAGCAACACAGGAACAUAAGAUACUAGGCGUGUAUGUUAACUACUCUGCAACUUUAUUUCAAUCCUGUUGUUACUUUGCCAUUGCAAAGGAGGGAUUGCUAAUUUGUUCCAUUGCUGAGUCAACUCUUGCAUGACUUUUAUUCUCUUGUUUUGACUGCAAUGCUGCUGCUGGGUUCUACUGCCUUCUUUAAUGAUUAAUGCAGGUAGAAAUCCCAGGCAGGAGGAGCUCCAAACCUACCUUUUUCUUCCUGGAACAGGUCUUCCUCUUGUGCUUCCAGAUGUGAAAUAAUAGGUUAGCUGAUGUGUUGAGCAACCUUCCGCUACAAGAUCGAAAAAACAAAAAACAUUUAAAAAGCUGACUUGCUCUUUGAUAAACCAUAUUGCCAAGUCGUAACCUGGGCCAUAAAAGCAAAUCUUCCAGGUUUGCCUGUGCUGGACAGGACAAUUCUUCAUUUUGGUGCAAAAUGGCUUCUUCCAUAGCGAUGAGCUUGUAACUCUUUCUUGAACAUGCAAGACAGUUGUGUUUCUCCUAACAUAUAGUUGUACUGUGGAAUAAUACCACUUCAACUCCAUCACCUAAGCAGCAGCACUGCUGAGCUAGAGCUGGAAAACAGUGAAGGAAUUCUGAAGUGGAACACCCAUUUGUCUGCCAGCAAUUUGCAGCUUCUUGAAAGAAGCAGAAGUACUGCCCUGAAUACAUGCUUUUCCUGAUUUCUUUGCUAAGGAGGUUGCACACCAUUUUACAUGUUUGCUUAUCAUCAUGACUAAUACACUUGAAUGCUUCUAUAUUGUUGCCAAAGGAAUGAAAAUCCUGGAAAAUAAAAAGUAGUCGUGAACAUGGCAAACUGGUUCUAGUGUAGGGCACUGAGAAUUCAUCUGGCUUUUGCUGCCUUCUUGUAAACAAUCACAAAAAUCUUUCCUGUCUUAAAAAUCUUGAACUACAUGACAGCAGCUCAAGGACAGCCUUUGGUAUUUCUCCAAAGGAAGCAGCAAGUAAAAGAGAAACCAAGUUCUACAUCACUUAUAGAACUAAGAAAACAGGAAUGAUCAUCUUUCCCAUUUUCAUGAACAUUAAAAGUGGAUGAAUUAUAGAGAAUAAGGUGAAUACAGAGUAGAGAAGAUUAUUUUUAUUUUAAAAUACGAUCAGGCUUAGUUUUUAAAAAAACAUCAACGACAAGUGUUAAUUUAACUCCAAGAUGAUUACAGCAAAGAAGCUUUCCCUGUCUUGCACAACUAAAAAUUUUAGUGAUAGACAACACUAUGUAAACCACAGUUCCAAAUUAAUCUCUUGUUUUGUUCAACUAAAAGUCCUUUAAUUUUAAAAUUCUAAUUCUAUAUAGUAGACAUACAGGCCCCUUGUCUACUAGAAAUCUACUACCCUAGUUACAUUCCUGUAGCACUUGAAGCUGUUGAGAGUAAGACUGCAUUCCUUUAUGGUUUUGAAGGUUGCUCUUAUGCAGGUUUUCAGACCCACUACUGUCAGAGAUGUAACAAGUGUCCUUGUACAAAGGUAGUCUUGUUUAUGGAAAGGACAACAUCUAGCUGGUUAGCAAGAAGCCCAGUCAGGUUUGGGCAGUGUACAGAAAUACAGCCAAAACAAUUCAUUUUUAAAAGAAUUCUAUGGCAAUAUAUUAAUUACCUUACGGAUUUUGUUUGUUUGUUUGGGAUUUUACCACUAUCAAGUUAAAGCCAUUCAUUCAACUUGAAUACAGUGUUUCACUGUACAUUUUAUACUGUUAGAAUAUAUGCUCUUUAACAAUCACUAUUAAACUCCUGAUUAACUUCAUCUCAGCUAUAUAAUUCUUUACAGAUUAAGUCCUAAGAAAAUGCCCCUUUUACUAAGAAUAUGGGUAAACAUUUUGAUCUUAAAAUAUGCCAUUAUUUGCAAAAAAACCACCCACCUUAAUAGCCCAAGUUGCCCAAUACUUGUCAGUUAGAAGAGAUGCUUAUACUUCCUUUUCUCUCCUGCUUACAGGCAUUUGUUUUCCCUGCUAUAUUGACUGUAUUAGCCCAGACCAGUUAGGUCUGACUUAAGUGGUGAAAACAAAUGAGUAACCAAGAAUUCAGUAAUGGAAGUUAGUGCUUUUCUUAGAAGAAUUCAAGUCACACAUGGCAAGUCUAUCAAUGAACUGUUCAUGUAUUUAGGCUUAAGAGGCACCAUUUAACUUGAGCUCUCCCUUUCACUCUGAUGAUAACUAACACUCUUCUCAUACACAAAAGAACCAACCUUACGCUUGCAUAUUUAGACAUCUUCAGGUACAGGAGCUGUAAACUAGUAGACUGAGGAAUGACAGACCACAGAAGUAGUUACAAAAUGAAGUGCAUUAAGAGAAAGCCAAGACAAAUUUGUAUUUUCUUAAAUGGAAUUGCUGGUUGGGAAGUUAGUCAUGUCUGUCUGCUCCCAUGCUGCCUCAACAGAGGUUGGUUCAUACUUGCAAAGAUCGCUCCAGACACAGGUGUCUGUCUUGAGAACAGACACAAUCUUCAAAACAUCUUACUAGACACAAUGCAAGCUGGACUGCAGUUAAGGGUGCCUUAGUGGUAGCAGAGGGUAUUUCUAAGUUAUCACAAGUAAACUAGUUUCUAGUUUACAUUCAACAAGUUACAGAAAAGACAAAGACUACAGAACAUUAACAACAUUAUACCUUGUGCAUAACCUAGGACUUCACAACAACUACAGCUUUACCUGUGGGAGCCACUGAGAUGUCUGGUAAAUGCAGUCGGGUCUACCUUCUUCAAAAGUCUGGCAGAGCAGAUUAGUCACUUUGAACAGCUGAGAUGAUUGCUGUUCUACAAGGCAAGCAUUUGCCUUUCUACUUUUUAGCAGAAGAUAGUGGCUGGGUGGAGUAGAGGGCAGUCCUAGCACAGCUAUUCAGAUGGCUUUGUUACAAAAAGUUCAGGAGUUUGAAUUUUUACACUUUAAACUUGUGCAAGUUAGUGGUAACUGAACCAUACCAUAGUACUGAUCUUGUGAACAGGAGUCCAACAAAGCUUUCAGAAAAAUCUUCCUGACUAAUCUCUUAAUGAGAAGACACUAUUGUCAGAAUCCCUUUUUUUUAACCUAAACACUGAAAACACAAUCAGGAUAGUGUUUCAGCCUGGUUACAGAUAGUGUAAGCUAGCAAUUUCAUUCAGAAGGCCCAGGAAAGUAUAUUGUACUGUGUAAUAUCUGAGGACUACAAUCACGCUUUCUGAGUCUAUCUACAUUGCAGUAAAAAAGUGGCAGAAUAGGCACCAUGGGCCAUUUUUCAUCCUUCCCAUGUUUUGUCAAGGUUAAGUCAGCUUGUCUUAAGCUCCUCGUAGAACUAGGCUGGGGAUUUCUCUACUGCAUUGCUCAGGGGAGUGAGCCAUCCUUGGCAGAGGACUCUUUCUCAUCUAUACCAAUCUGCAAAUAUUGUUACUGCAGUAUGACUGUACAAGUUGGCUAACUUCAAAGUUACUACACUUAUGCUAGCUGGUUUCAAUAUUGUAAUUGGUAGGAAGGAAAGAGUCAUUGCAGAGGUCAAGUUGUUUUAAAACAAGCCUUCAGAGAUUUAAGAUGAUUUUUUUUCACCACUGAAACAGUACUAAAACUUCACAAGAAAAUACUACUUCAUUUGGGCCCUUAUUGAAGAGUUGAGAAGAUAAUCAAAACAUUCUCAGAUCACUUUGCUGUCAUCACUGCUGCAUUUAUAUGAAGAGGUGACUAGGUUGCAUGAUGAACCUCCUUUGCUCACAAUCUCUGUCGUUAAUCAUGCACAGAUAAGUGGUUCUUCAUAUCUUCAGGGUUUUGAACUAAUUAGGAAAAAAGGUACAGAAAUCUCUUUAAGAGGCAGAAGUGAUAGUUCUUCAUCUAGAAAACAAUCUAGAACACAGCAGGAGAAAUUUUGAAAGGACUGUUAAGUACUGUAUAGUAUAGUAAAAGCUACAGAUAUUGUCCCUCCCCACCACAUGUUAAAAAAUAGCUUCAGUGAUGCUAUACGUAAAAUAGGUCACACUGUAAACAUGAGGGAAAGCUCAAAGAACAAACAAAUUAGCUAGCUAUAUCUGCUACAGGAUACCAUUCAAAAUAUCAUCUUAAAUUUUUUUUCUUUUUUACCAUUUUCAAUCCCUGCAAGUGCUGCUUCCUUGUCCAUUUCUGAUUCAGCUUCAUUCUCAUCUAAAUUGUAAGCAACAUCCCUGUCCUGGUUCAGUGCUUCAUGUUCCUGUUUGUCUGCAAAAGCGUUAAAAUUAAUUAGUUUUAUGCUAUACCAUAAGGUCAUCUGUACGAGAAACAGUUACUGUAGCAACCUUCCACAGAAUUUACUUUGCUGCUGAAUGAAUUGCUGUUUAGUGUAGGUUUUCAUAUUAUUUUUCCUUUUGAACUGUUAAAUUUCAGAGCAGCUUUUGCUGUAAAUCUUAUCUAAAGAACUAGAUAAGAGAGAGAAUCUUUGGGUAUUUGGAAAGUGUAAUAAAAUUCAGCCAGCGCUCAGACAGACAGAAAGGAAAAGCAUUAAACAAUUUCAGAAUACAUUAAAGAACAGCCUAAGGAAGAGUAAAACCUGAAGCCAAAGCUGAAAACCCCGGCUUUUCACAGGCUACAUGGUAGAGCUUUUUCUUGCGCUAAUGGUUGGAUGAUUUUUUUUUUUACCUAAUCUUUCUGCUAUUUAUUUCCAUUGAAAUGGAAGCGGUUUAGGUAACUUGUAUUCACAUCUUUUUGGGGGACAGCUUGCUCUGGCCAGCAUCUUUUUGGAGCAGUUGGAAAAAUACUACUUUAGCAAUGCAGAUGAGAUUAUUUAUCCCUGCCAAGUUAUCAACAGUGUUAACAUCACUACUCAUGAUUCUAUGAAUGCGUUUACUAGAAAAGCAUAAACAGCAUUUUUUGUGGGCAUCAAUUCCUGCUCUGACUGCCAUAAGGCUUCCUCUUGAUUACCCUGGGCUACUGGGUCAACCUGAGACCGUUCCUCAAGACAGAUGGAGGGAUGCCUAGAUUCUGGUCAGGUUUGGGCACAACAUCAAUACUCUGCUGCUCGGUGCUGUGGAGACACAUGGUUCAGGGUCACAUGUGGUAGAUGCCAGAAACUGGCACCUUUGCAAUAUCUGAUCUGCAAUUUUGCAGACUCACAAUAAUAAACUUUAGAUAUAUGAAGUCUUAGGUCAAGUUUUAUUUAUGCUAGCUUAUUUUGAAAUAGGGAUAGCUAGCAUUUACACGUGGACACUGUAAAAGGACUAUCUGCAAAACAUCAAUACUUAGUAUCAUUCUACUCAUCAAUGCUUUGGAUGGUUAACAUCUCAUCCUUUUCAAAUGCAUCAUAUUCUUAUAGAGCCUCAAUACCAAAAAGCUUCAGGGCUAAUUUCCCCAAAUGCUUUGUACAGCCAAUGGGGAGAGAGACAAGAAGACUGCUAUGAUGACACAGAAGAACCCAGCCUGGUAGCUCCAUGUUGCACAAACAGAAGCCUCCAUCUUUACCCAUGGACUGUAGAAGACCGCUGGGGACUGACAAACCUUUUACAUAUCACACUAACCUUUAUGAAACCUUAUACUAAGUCUAGCCAGCUGCCACCACUGUUGCAGAAAUUGUGCCCUAUUCCACACUUUCAUUUCUUUUAGUGUUCUUAACAAUAUGUGACAUGCUACCUACCAGCCUUUCCAGUGGGUGAGUCAUCCUGCUUAGCAUCAUAAUUUAGGAGCUGCUCCCUCUCGAUUUCCUCACUAGCAGCCUGCUCUGCUGCCAGCUGUAAUGCAUCUUGCCCAGCUACAUGUUUUUCAUCUUCAGAUGGAGUCAGCUCCUUCUCUGACUCAGGCAGCAUCUCCUUAUGACCUGCAGCAGCCUUGAGUGAAUCCUGUGGGUUUUUCAGUUGACUAGAAAGCUUCUCCUCUUCUGCCUUAGGCUCCUGUCUUCUGAUGUCAGCUAGGCUGCUUAUUCUUUCUGUAAGCAAUAAAAAUGAUUCUGAGUAAAAAACUUAAUGCCUUUCAGUGGUGGCACAAGUUAAAAACCUUUAAUAAAUACUGCUUUAUCUUUCUCAUUCAAUUCUUGUUUUUCCUCUGAAAAAGUAUCUUCCAACCACAUCAGUUCCAAAGAUAAAAAGAAGACAACCCAUGUUUUUCCUACUGGGAACAGCUAAAGGAUGAGACAUUGUUUACUGUCAACAGGUUCAUGCUUCUACCUACUUAAAAUUUUGGUAUGUGCAGUUAAUAAAUUGGGCAGGUGAAACAGAGCAGUUUAAAUAAAAAUUGCAGAGUGCUAUAUAACCAUCAGGUUUCUGUGUGUUACAUUUCAUUACUAACAAUAAAACUGAUUUGGUGUUCAAAAGUAGCUCAGGACAAAGCAGUCACAUGGGCAUAUUUGCAAGUAAAUCAAGGUAUUCUUAUUUUUAAAUAUGAAGAGGAAGUGCAGGAGGGCUAUUACUUUUAGCAGACAUUACCAUAUCUUUUUUCCUGUGUAUCUCUAUUUUUACUGAAAAAAUCACAAUAAAAUUUGCCUGAAUAAACUAUACAUAGAUGUUGUCUUCAAUUGUUAGCUCUCUGAAAUGAGAGUUGCAUGCUCCCAAGAUUGUAAUUUAAGAUAGCAUGUAAGAACAAUUAAAUAGGAAAUUUAAUUUCUAUCACAAACAGUACUAUGCAAGAUGGACACACAAAGAUACAUCCAUUCAAAUUAAUAGUUUCUGAGAGUUUAGUGCCAAAAGCAACCAUUAGGUUAACUAAUCUGAUCUCCUACGUAUCAUUUCCUUACUUGCAUUUUGCUCAGUGACAACACAUGGCAAGCAUGCAUGUCUGUUUGUUUAAAGCCUAACUUUCAACUAUUCUGUAGGGUAGGGUAGGAGGCUAGAUGUAUCAAACUUAUUAAGAAAGCAAAUACUAAAAGUGCUUGAAAAUCAUUGCUUCCAAAAGCAGGGUAUUUUCUCUGUAUUAAAUGAGGAAUAUGACUCCAGAAUUGUAAAUAUUUGUAUUUUUAUUUACAUGCAACAUGUCAAUUACAACAAAACUAAACCAGUAGAAAUGCUAGUAAUAAAAAUGCUUGAAUAGAUAUGAUACCUCUCCACAGCUGGAAAUUUGAAUAAAGUUCAGUCUGCUGGUGUCACUUUUUCCAUCUUAA
Messenger RNA from Aquila chrysaetos chrysaetos, 10133 nucleotides. RefSeq names its product N-alpha-acetyltransferase 35, NatC auxiliary subunit (gene NAA35). The record is from RefSeq and is a predicted model, not a curated record. Gene Ontology annotation, biological process: N-terminal peptidyl-methionine acetylation. NCBI's taxonomy places the organism in Eukaryota, Metazoa, Chordata, Aves, Accipitriformes, Accipitridae. Gene Ontology annotation, cellular component: NatC complex. The coding region runs from base 153 to 2330 and encodes 725 amino acids. The transcript is spliced from 23 exons.